Bactrocera tryoni is the source of this 648-nucleotide messenger RNA. It is a transcript of the gene Dim1, whose product is annotated as thioredoxin-like protein 4A. The transcript has 2 exons. The record is from RefSeq and is a predicted model, not a curated record. Gene Ontology annotation, biological process: mRNA splicing, via spliceosome. Gene Ontology annotation, cellular component: U4/U6 x U5 tri-snRNP complex; spliceosomal complex; U5 snRNP. The coding region runs from base 114 to 542 and encodes 142 amino acids. Lineage: Eukaryota; Metazoa; Arthropoda; Insecta; Diptera; Tephritidae.
AGUGCGUUUGUAAACGUUUAAGAAAGUGUAAAAUUUCGCGCGUGAAAAAUUGUACAAAACAUUACUAAUAUAAAUUAUUAUUAAUUUGUGUGUUUAAAUAAAAAUCUGUCAAUAUGUCGUAUAUGCUACCACAUUUACACAAUGGGUGGCAAGUAGAUCAGGCCAUCCUAUCUGAGGAAGAUCGCGUAGUAGUUAUUCGUUUUGGCCACGAUUGGGACCCCGCUUGCAUGAAAAUGGACGAAGUCAUGUACAGCAUAGCAGAGAAAGUGAAAAAUUUUGCUGUAAUUUACUUGGUCGACAUCACUGAGGUGCCCGACUUUAAUAAGAUGUAUGAAUUGUACGACCCGUGCACCGUUAUGUUUUUCUUCCGCAAUAAACAUAUCAUGAUUGAUUUGGGCACUGGUAAUAACAACAAAAUCAAUUGGCCACUUGAAGAUAAACAGGAAAUGAUCGAUAUUGUGGAGACAGUGUAUCGUGGUGCACGCAAAGGUCGUGGUCUAGUCGUAUCGCCAAAAGACUAUUCUACAAAAUAUAGAUAUUAAAUUUAUUAAUAUAAUUAAGCCGCCCAUCAUCGCAUUUAUACAACUCAUCUCAUCUAUCAACUAACUAGUUUUAUUUAAUUAAAAAAAUGUCAAAAAGGAAAAAAAA